This is a messenger RNA of Daphnia magna, 761 nucleotides long. RefSeq lists its product as uncharacterized. The transcript is spliced from 3 exons. NCBI's taxonomy places the organism in Eukaryota, Metazoa, Arthropoda, Branchiopoda, Diplostraca, Daphniidae. Bases 216 to 485 code for a protein of 89 amino acids. The record is from RefSeq and is a predicted model, not a curated record.
CUCAGCCUUGUUUGUGGAGAGGUAUAGUCGUGAACGUCAAGCGAUGCUGUUGCACCAGAUUUCAGUCGGCUUCAUCAGCACGCGGAUGCUCUACCGGGCUCUUCUUCGUUCAGUUUCCGGUCCUACAACGAGCGUGGAACUUUAAUCCUGUUAUAGCCAGCUGUCCUGUAUCGACUACAAAGUUUUAAAAAGAAUCCCAUCCCGAGCAACAGAAAAUGUUGCUCGACUUAGACAACGUUAAAGGCAAAUGUUUGGCAUUUGGUGUGGUCGUUUUCAUAGUACUUGUUAUAGUCAUCAUUACGGGAUUGACUAGCCCGAGCCAUCCAGCCAAAUGGCAGGCAUCAUUCAAUUCGUCCGAGAUCGCCGGCAACGGUACGCAAGAGGAAUACUUGAUGCUGGGCGCCAUCGGCCAGUACGCAUCGAAUCGCAAUACAAUCGGCGUCGAUAAAACAGGCCACAUCAAAACGAAAUGGGGUGUAGGUUGAUGUGGUACGAGACCGGCGACUAGCAGCAUUUGUUAUCGCUAAACAAUCGCAUUUGGAAUGUAGAUUUGUAAAGACGUCUAUAAUAUUACGUACUGUCAUAUUAAAAAACAAAAAAACUGAUAACCGGUGCCUAUUUUUACCCAACUUGCGAUGACUAUUUAUUUUCAGCAAAAAAAGAAAAAACUUUUAGAAUCUCAACUUGUUUGCUUCAUCUAUGUAUGUAUAAUAUUGACACCAUUUUAUGCAACCUUUUUAUUACACUGCUUUGAGACAAUA